AUGUCAACAAAAAAAUCAAAAAAAUUUGUACCAGAAAAAAAAAAUCAAUCGAAACGUCCAUCAACUCGAUCACGUCUUGUUUUCGAAGAACCAUAUACAUUUCGUGUUAAAAGUGAACAUUCACUUUCACAUUUACGAGAAAGUCGAGAAUGUCUUCCAUGUGUUGCUUGUUUAAAAGAAACUGAUCGACGACAAGAAACAUUAGAUCGACCACAUUCAUCUUAUAUUCGUCAACAAUUAAUUCGACCACGAUCAGCUGAACAACGACCAUCAACUGGAAUAAAAAAGAAACGUUUUCCUUUACCACCAACACCUGCUGAUCUAGAACGAUUAAGUCGACCAAAAACAUUUCCACCAGAACAAAUAUCACAUAAUUGUAAUUGGGAUAAUUUUAUUCAGAAAAAAAGCAAAUAUGGUAUGAAAAAAAAAGAAAUACUUAUAAAAAGUUCAAAAUUAUAUAAUAAAUAUUUAUUUGUAGCUAUUAAAACACCUUAUGCUCAAUGCAAUGUAACAUAUGAUCAAGAGAGUGCAGAAAUUCGUCCACCAUUUGUUAAUUAUGGUGGACGUUAUGAUGACAAACAACAUGGGGAAAAACGAACAUUUAAUUCAUUAGCUAUUCAUCAACUUAAACAUCAUGAAGUUGAAGAACAACGUUUAGCAGAUUUACUUCGUGAACGACGUCUUCGUCUUCAAGCAAAAAUUUAUUUUCGUGAAAUGGAAGAACGAAAAGCUCGUGCACAAGAAUUACGUGAUCGUGCAGCACGUGCUUCAACUGAAUAUCGAGAUAAUUAUCGACCACCACAAGAUUAUAAUGGUGAAGGAACAUUUUCUCGACAUUAA
Molecule: messenger RNA, 840 nt
Organism: Rotaria sp. Silwood1
Lineage: Eukaryota; Metazoa; Rotifera; Eurotatoria; Philodinida; Philodinidae
Source: the annotation of a GenBank genome assembly